AAUAUUUUUAGAUCAAUUGUUUGAAACUUGAGCUCACGCGGACAAGCAUUCAGAGGUUCCGUUUUAGGUCUCUGCGGACAUAGAAUAGAGAAUUACGGUGGCCCACAGGUGUCACGGCACACACAAAACUUCUCACGGCACACACAAAACUUCUCACGGCACACACAAAACUUCUCACGGCACGCACAAAAUCUCACGGCACAAGAGCAGUAUUCGAAGAGACUGGGACUGAUAAACAUAAAUGAAAUAUGGCGGAAAACGAAGGCGAAAGUUCUUCUGACGGCGGCAAAAAUAUCACUCUCAAAUAGGCUAUUUCAAAUACAUGCGAAUGUUUUCACGACCUCAAACAUGGAUGACUUAGAUGCUGAGGAAAAUGAAGAGUUUGACGAUGAAGAUAUAAUACGAUACUAUUUUUAUAGAGAUUUUACUUAUGAAGAAAUAAGAAGAUUUUUACAGAAAUACGACGACAUAGAAUUAAGCAUUAGCACUUUAAAGAGAAGAAUAAAGAAAUAUGGUCUAGGAAGAAGGCAAGUAGAAAUAUGGUCUACAAGACUGUAAGAGAGUCAAUACGAACUAUUGUUGAUGGUCAUGGCAGUCUUCAGGGUUAUAGGUCAGUUUUGCACACUCUACGACUUAAUGGCAUACAAGUACCUCGAGUAGCUGUUCAGGAGAUUUUGCGUGAAAUAUGUCCCGAAGGAACUGAACGAAGACGAGCACAUCGCUUGAAAAGAAGGGAAUACCGAAAUCCAGGCCCAAAUUAUGCUUGGCAUUGUGACGGCUAUGAUAAAAUGAAGCCUUUCGGAUUUCCAAUACAUGGUUGCAUUGAUGGGUGGAGUAGAAAGAUACUCUGGCUAAAAGUAACUAGAUCCAACAACCACCCAGGUGAUAUAGCCAGUUUUUAUUUAGAUGCUGUCGAACAUUUUGGUGGAUGUCCUGUUGAUCUGGUGACAGAUUUAGGCACUGAAAAUGGAAUAAUGGCAGCCAUUCAAUCAUUUUUCCGGGAUGUUGACAGCCAUCGUUAUGUCCCAUCUCCUAGAAAUCAAAGAAUCGAGUCGUGGUGGGGACUAUUCAGAAACUCGUGCUCAUCUUGGUGGAUAAACUAUUUUAAAGAUCUAGUGGAUCAAAGGAUAGUUGAUCUCUCAUCAGAGUUAGAUAUGGAGUGUCUUUGGUUUUGCUUUUCGGAUGUGAUAAAAAAGGUUUUAGACGAAGUGAAAGAGCAAUGGAACACCCAUUAUAUCAGAAAAUCACGUCAUGAUACUGUAAAAGGCAGACCUGACUCAUUGUAUUAUUUACCUGAGCAAUGUGAUGGUGGCAAUCACUUUUUACUGUCAGUUACUUCUACAGAAAUUCAUUAUGCUCGAUCACACAUAGUGGAAAGUGAAAAAAAACAUAUUCCAAGAAUAUUUCAACUACGUGUUACAAUCUUGUGA
Molecule: messenger RNA, 1430 nt
Organism: Xenia sp. Carnegie-2017
Lineage: Eukaryota; Metazoa; Cnidaria; Anthozoa; Malacalcyonacea; Xeniidae
Exons: 1
Coding region: 540-1430 (296 amino acids)
Source: RefSeq, a predicted model, not a curated record